CAUCGUGUACUCUGAACCUGAACGAGUGAUUCUUUAGAUCCCGCUGUUCAAGUGUCCCGGAAUCAUUAAUUUCCAAAUAGAUACAAAUUAAAUUAGAAUUUUAGUGCAAAUGUUCUGUUCAUUUUGAUUUCGUAGUUGUAUGAGGUUUUUUAAAUACACAGUUCAACUGCUAGCAGAGACAGUAAACAAAACCUUCCUCAACAAUUGUAUAUUGAAGUAUUGAUCGAGAAAAUGAGUGAAAUCGAAGGAAAUGCAGUUUUGGCAAACGCCCUCAAAGAGCAGGGCAUCGAAUUUGUGUUUGGUAUCGUCGGAAUUCCAGUCAUAGAACUAGGAAUGGCUCUCCAGACAGCAGGUAUUCACUAUGUAGGUAUGCGCAACGAGCAAGCUGCCUGCUAUGCCGCCCAGGCUAUUGGUUACCUCACAGGAAAACCUGGUGUAUGUCUUGUUGUAUCUGGACCAGGCCUGAUCCAUGCUUUUGGCGGCAUGGCCAACGCACAAGUAAACUGUUGGCCUCUGUUGGUCAUUGGUGGAUCCGCCCCUCAAGACCACGAGGGUAUUGGAGGGUUCCAAGAAACAAUACCACCUCAGGUGGAACUUGCCAGACCUUACUGUAAGUAUUCAGCUCGACCUCCUAGUGUCAAUUUAAUACCAAUGCACGUAGAGAAGGCUCUACGUAUGACAACUUACGGAAGACCAGGUGUAGCCUACCUAGAUUUUCCCGGAAACUUGCUACAAGCCCGUAUACCUGAAGAAGCUGUUCCUCAACAGUAUGUAAGUCCGGAGCCUCCAAUGAUUUUCCCCAAUCCUCAACUUAUUGAAGAAGCUACCAAGUUGUUGGUAGGUGCACAAAAGCCUCUGGUAAUUGUCGGAAAGGGUGCAGCUUACUCCAGGGCUGAGAAUGAAAUUGUUGAACUUGUGGAAGCAUCUAACCUUCCGUUUCUAGCCACACCCAUGGGAAAAGGUGUUGUGUCAGACAGAUCUCCCAAAUGUGUUGCCCCAGCACGGUCUCUGGCUCUGCAAGAAGCCGAUGUCAUCCUAUUGCUAGGUGCUAGGUUGAAUUGGAUUUUACAUUUUGGCAGACCGCCAAGGUUUUCUCCAGAUGUGAAGGUUAUUCAAAUCGACAUCAACGCUGAAGAAAUGAACAAUAGUAUCAAGUCUGCUGUAGGUAUCCAGAGCGAUAUCAAACCUGCAGUAUCCCAGCUAUGUGCAAAAUUGAAAUCCAGAAAUUUCGUGUUUUCUGAUACAAACCAAUGGUGGAAGAAACUGAAGGCCAAAUGUGAAGGGAACAAGAAAGGAGUUGAGGCUAUGUCAAAAGAUACUACCACGCCGUUGAACUACUACACAGUUUUUCAUCAUGUACAAGAAAUCCUGCCUAAGAACUGCAUUAUAGUGAGUGAAGGAGCUAAUACUAUGGAUAUUGGUAGAACUAUGCUCUUGAAUGACCUCCCCAGACAUAGACUCGACGCUGGUACUUUUGGUACUAUGGGGGUUGGUUUAGGUUUCGCCAUUGCUGCAGCGCUGUAUUGUCGCCAUUAUGAACCCUCUAAGAAGGUGGUUUGUGUUGAGGGUGAUUCUGCUUUCGGUUUUUCUGGUAUGGAAAUCGAAACUAUGAUCCGAUAUAAACUUCCUGUUGUGAUUAUAAUUGUGAAUAACUCUGGCAUCUAUAGUGGCGUUGAAAAAGAGGUGUUUGAGGAGAUCCAGAAUAGCGACGAGUCUACUAAAACAAUUCCUCCAACCACUCUCAAUUUUGCAACUCAGUAUGAAUCCAUGCUGAACAUGUUCAACAGGAAAGGACAUUUCUGCCAGACUAUCCCAGAAGUCCAGAAGGCAGUAAAGGAGUCAUUACAAGUAACCGAUGGCCCUAGCAUAAUAAAUGUUAUUAUAAGUCCAACUGCAGAUAGAAAACCUCAAACGUUUUCUUGGUUAACCGAGUCGAAACUAUAAUUUUUUUUUAUUCAUAUUGUGAAAAAAAUUGUUCUUUGAUUAAAUAUGUGUAUAUUUUCAUGUU
Molecule: messenger RNA, 2008 nt
Organism: Harmonia axyridis
Lineage: Eukaryota; Metazoa; Arthropoda; Insecta; Coleoptera; Coccinellidae
Product: 2-hydroxyacyl-CoA lyase 1
Exons: 6
Coding region: 232-1944 (570 amino acids)
Biological process (GO): fatty acid alpha-oxidation
Cellular component (GO): peroxisome
Molecular function (GO): catalytic activity; magnesium ion binding; thiamine pyrophosphate binding
Source: RefSeq, a predicted model, not a curated record